Penicillium expansum is the source of this 1254-nucleotide messenger RNA. Its product is annotated as Major facilitator superfamily domain, general substrate transporter. Gene Ontology annotation, molecular function: transmembrane transporter activity. The transcript has 4 exons. Lineage: Eukaryota; Fungi; Ascomycota; Eurotiomycetes; Eurotiales; Aspergillaceae. The record is from RefSeq and is a predicted model, not a curated record. Gene Ontology annotation, biological process: transmembrane transport. Bases 1 to 1254 code for a protein of 417 amino acids. Gene Ontology annotation, cellular component: fungal-type vacuole membrane.
AUGUCGGAUGAUCGUCUGGAGAAGGGGCCCGAGGAGCCUGUAGCAGAGGCCCCCAAAGCCGCAUCCCCAAGUGUUCCCGAAGGCGGCCUCCAAGCAUGGAUGACAGUCGCAGGUGCAUCGGUUGCUCUGUUUGUCUCAUUUGGCUGGGUCAACUGCAUUGGACUCUUCCAGGCUGAGUACGAAACGAACCAGUUGAAGGACUACUCGAGCUCGGAUGUAUCUUGGAUCACGUCCAUGGAAUUUUUCUUCAUGCUUUUCACUUCCCCCGUGGCGGGCAAGCUGUUCGAUAGCUAUGGUCCGCGCGUGCCUAUUGCGAUCGGAUCGGUCUUGCAUGUCUUUGGGCUGAUGAUGGCCAGUCUCUCCUCUAAGUAUUAUCAGCUCAUGCUAAGCCAGUCUGUGGUGUCUGGAAUUGGUUCUUCGUUGAUCUUCACCCCGGCGAUGACAGCAAAGCGGGGGGUUGUUGGGGGUUUAACAGUGGCAGGAUCGUCGUUGGGCGGCGUCAUUUUUCCGUUGAUGGUCCAGCAUCUACUACCGCAGGUGGGCUUUGGCUGGACGAUGCGGAUCUGCGCCUUCAUGAUCCUGGGCCUGCUAAUCAUCGCUAAUGUCGCUAUUUCAUCCAAUUUGUCACAUGCACCACGUCCGUUUUCUGUAGUGCACUAUCUCGGACCGUUGCGGGAGGUUAACUUUGGCAUCCUGUGUACGGCCAGUUUUUUGAUGUACUGGGGACUAUUCGUUCCCUUUGAUUAUAUCGUUGUCGAAGCCACCCACUACGGCAUGUCGUCGCAGAUGGCGUUGUCGUUAGUUCCGAUUCUCAAUGGCGCCAGUUUCUUCGGUCGUACCGUGCCCAACUAUAUCGCCGACAAGGUUGGUCGCUUCAAUGUGAUGCUCAUCAUGACCACGUUAUCGGCUAUACUAGUAUUGGCAUUGUGGCUUCCUGCCCGAGGCAAUGGCGCGCUCAUUUCCUUUGCGGCCUUGUUUGGCAUCACCUCAGGUGCGAUUAUUGGCCUGGGACCUGUCCUAAUUGUCUCCAUCUCGCCAAUGAACGAGUUGGGUUAUCGGAUGGGUACUGUCUUGGCCUUUGCUGCGGUGGGAACCUUGACCAGUCCACCUAUUGGGGGCGCGAUUGCCGCCGCCAAUGGGGGCAUCUACACCUAUACGUGUGUCUUCUCAGGCGUGAGCCUUUUUCUGGGUACCAUCGGGCUUGCUGCUCUGCGCGUGCGUCUUUCUGGAUGGGGGCUUACUACGAAGAUUUAA